CUUCCGGCCUCCACGCCUCGCUUCCGGCUACUCUUUCUUCCUUCCGCUUCUUGGUGGUGCGCUGGCUGCAGUCUCCCGGCGCAUAAAGUGGGUCGCUCUCUGGGACCGGCUCGGGACGCUGUUCGGUGUUCAACAUCAUUUAAAGAUCACCCAUGUACCGUCUAAAGCCCCGCUCCCAGAUCAUCUUCAUCACCUUCCACAGCGGAGGACAUUCCUAUGUUAAUGUCCACAGCAAACCCUGAGGUCUCUGCUAUUUCUUCCUGACCUCACCAAACCACCAUGUCGUCAGAAUCAAGCAAAAAACGGAAGCCCAAAGUGAUCCGCAGCGAUGGAGCCCCAGCUGAAGGGAAGCGCAGUCGUUCUGACACUGAGCAGGAAGGUAAAUACUACAGUGAGGAGGCUGAGGUAGACCUGCGGGACCCUGGAAGAGACUAUGAGCUGUACAAGUACACAUGCCAGGAGUUGCAGAGACUCAUGGCUGAGAUCCAAGACCUGAAGAGCAGGGGAGGCAAGGAUGUGGCAGUUGAGAUUGAAGAUCGAAGGAUCCAGAGCUGUGUGCAUUUCAUGACUCUAAAGAAGCUUAACCGAUUAGCCCACAUCAGGUUGAAGAAAGGAAGAGAUCAGACCCACGAGGCCAAGCAGAAAGUAGACGCCUAUCACCUGCAGCUCCAGAACCUGUUGUACGAAGUGAUGCACCUGCAGAAGGAGAUCACCAAAUGCUUGGAGUUUAAGUCAAAGCAUGAAGAAAUCGAUCUGGUCAGUUUAGAGGAGUUUUAUAGAGAGGCUCCUCCAGACAUCAGCAAGGCUGAAAUCACCAUGGGAGACCCUCACCAGCAAACCCUUGCACGUCUGGAUUGGGAGCUGGAGCAGCGGAAAAGGCUGGCAGAGAAGUACCGGGAGUCCUUGUCCAACAAGGAGAAGAUCCUUAAGGAGAUUGAGGUGAAGAAGGAGUACCUGAGCAGCCUUCAGCCUCGCCUGAACAGCAUCAUGCAGGCUUCCCUCCCAGUGCAAGAGUACCUGUUCAUGCCUUACGACCAGGCUCACAAGCAAUAUGAGACGGCCAGACACCUGCCGCCUCCCCUCUAUGUCCUCUUUGUUCAGGCCACUGCGUAUGGGCAGGCCUGUGCUCAUAUGAAAUCUUCCCAGCCCCCUAGACAGGAUAAGACGUUGUCAGUGGCAAUCGAAGGCAGUGUGGAUGAAGCCAAGGCUCUGUUUAAGCCUCACGAGGACUCCCAAGAUGACGAGAGCGACUCGGAUGCUGAGGAGGAGCAGACCACGAAACGCCGGCGACCCACCCUGGGAGUUCAGUUGGAUGACAAGCGCAAGGAGAUGCUGAAGCGGCACCCCCUGUCUCUCAUGCUGGACCUGAAGUGCAAAGAUGACAGUGUGCUUCACCUGACUUUCUACUAUCUCAUGAACCUCAACAUCAUGACAGUAAAGGCCAAAGUGACAACCGCCACAGAGCUGAUCACCCCCAUCAGUGCAGGUGACUUGCUGUCUCCUGACUCAGUCCUGAGCUGUUUGUAUCCUGGGGAUCAUGGAAAGAAAACUCCGAAUCCAGCCAAUCAGUACCAGUUUGAUAAAGUUGGCAUCCUGACUUUGAGAGACUACGUGCUUGAGCUAGGUCACCCCUAUUUGUGGGUACAGAAGCUGGGUGGCCUCCACUUCCCCAAAGAGCAUCCCCAGCAAACGGUGAUUGCUGACCACUCACUGAGCGCCAGCCACAUGGAGACCACCAUGAAACUGCUGAAGACCAGAGUGCAGUCCCGCCUGGCCCUCCACAAACAGUUUGCAUCCCUGGAACACGGCAUUAUACCAGUUACCAGCGAUUGCCAGUACCUCUUCCCUGCAAAGGUUGUCUCUCGCCUGGUGAAGUGGGUGACGAUUGCCCAUGAGGAUUACAUGGAGCUGCCUUUCACCAAAGACAUUGUGGAGGCUGGACUGGCCGGGGACACCAAUCUCUACUACAUGGCACUUGUGGAAAGGGGCACAGCCAAACUCCAGGCUGCAGUGGUGCUGAACCCUGGCUACUCCUCCAUCCCACCCAUUUUCCAGCUUUGUCUGAACUGGAAAGGGGAAAAGACCAACAGCAAUGAUGACAAUAUUCGGGCCAUGGAGAGUGAGGUCAACGUGUGCUACAUGGAGCUGUGUGGCCCCCGGCCUGGCCAUCAGCUCUUGACCAACCAGCUGCAGCGCCUGUGUGUGCUGCUGGACGUCUACCUGGAGACUGAGAGCCACGAUGACAGCGUGGAGGGGCCCAAGGAAUUCCCCCAGGAGAAGAUGUGUCUGCGGCUUUUCCGUGGUCCCAGCAGGAUGAAGCCGUUUAAAUACAACCAUCCUCAAGGAUUCUUCAGCCAUCGCUGACCUCCUGCUCGGCCUGUCCUUUCCCCCUAGGCCCUCAGUGCUGUGCCUCUGCUCUCCUCGGUUCGGUUCCACAUGUGGCCCCUGAUAGUCUCCAAAGGCAGGUUUUAUAUUUCCAGCUGAUUAAAGUAUCAUCUGACCAAG
Molecule: messenger RNA, 2505 nt
Organism: Artibeus jamaicensis (Jamaican fruit-eating bat)
Lineage: Eukaryota; Metazoa; Chordata; Mammalia; Chiroptera; Phyllostomidae
Gene: THOC5
Product: THO complex subunit 5
Exons: 22
Coding region: 280-2364 (694 amino acids)
Biological process (GO): positive regulation of DNA-templated transcription, elongation; mRNA export from nucleus
Cellular component (GO): THO complex part of transcription export complex
Molecular function (GO): mRNA binding
Source: RefSeq, a predicted model, not a curated record